Molecule: messenger RNA, 1178 nt
Organism: Caenorhabditis sp. 36 PRJEB53466
Lineage: Eukaryota; Metazoa; Nematoda; Chromadorea; Rhabditida; Rhabditidae
Source: the annotation of a GenBank genome assembly
AUGCUGAUCGAAAAACGUUUCGAGAGUUUGCAUAAAAAGAAACCUCGUGCAGUGGUUCGUACCUUUCAUAUCAUCUCAUUUUGAACGACAAUUGUCAUACCAGGAACUGUUCCGUCUGAAUACAACUAUCCUCUUCUGGAUCGGCUUCGUUCCCCCGUUGUUUGCCGCCUCGUUCUCUAUCCUCACAGCCAUUAUCUUUCACCAAGAGAAGAUAACAAACUACGUCUGGAUAUGUGGAGUAUGUUCUGCAGUUCCUUCUUCUCCAAUUCGAAUCAUUUCAGAGGGCAUUCCUACCAUCUCUCUCCAGAAUAAUCAAUCUAACACUGGAAGGCCUCGUCUGGCAACUCUGCAUAUUCUUCCACAUUCCUUUCCGACUUCUCGAAUUGUCCGUUGGUUGUGAGUCAUUUCUUUUCUUUCUCUCUCUCUCUCUCUCUCUCUAUGCUCCAUCAGAAUACUCGUAUAGGGGUGAGAUAUGGUCGUCUGGAGAGCAAAAACAACAAAUGGCGUGUUUGGUAUAAAAUGCAUAGACAUCUGUAUGCGGUUGUCGGCGUGCUCGAGCUCGUUCUUCUCACCGGAUUAUCGGCUGUCGGAGAGAAAGAGCACGGAGGUGAGGGGCUCGUAGAGCAGCUGAAAACGGCCUUCCGAUUGCUUCAGUCGUGCACGUCUGCAUGUUCUACAGCUUUGGCGUAUUCGCCCUUCUCUUCUUCAUUUCCAACACGGUCUGUCACUCACAGUCACUCUACUUUCUGAACCCUUAUGUGAGCGUUGUUUGCGUCAGAAUGACCAAUUUCUUUCCAAUUUAGGGACGGGUAUCGUAUUACAUGAAGAUCGCAAUCAGUCUCGCUUACUUCUUCUCGGCUCCAGCCAUUGCCACAUUCUACACUCUUUACUGGAAAGCCUGUUUCACUUGGGGUGAGUAUUCACAUUCACAUAAAAUAGAGAGCAUCUCGAAUUUUCAGCCUACGAACUGUUUGCCCUUAUUGAAUAUCUCGACGUCUUCAUGGUGAUCUUCUAUCAUGGGUGCUGUGUAUACUGGGAUAUACAGCAUAAGGUGGGACUUCCGGUGAAUCUCCCUCCCAAUUACCCCUUUCCAGGUGAUAUUCAGUGUCCGAUACAACAAACCGCCGAAACGUGUCGCCGAGGAAAUGGAAUUCACAGAAAUGCCUAUCAAAAUCUGA